Messenger RNA from Coregonus sp. 'balchen', 7170 nucleotides. The record is from the annotation of a GenBank genome assembly. Lineage: Eukaryota; Metazoa; Chordata; Actinopteri; Salmoniformes; Salmonidae.
AUGACUGAAAAUGGACUUGGGCACCGGGAGAGGGUGCUUAACAUGGACACCAUGAACCCGAAUGUAAAGCGGGUUGAGUAUGCUGUCCGUGGUCCAAUCGUGCAACGUGCGGUGCAGAUUGAAAAGGAGCUCAAAGAGGUACAUUUUCAUGUGUCUACAAUUGGAUAGAGGCUUGCAAUAAUCACAACUUGUCAUUCAUUGGUCCUGCUGCUGCUUUCACAAACAAAGCUUUUGAGCAAGGGGCUGACCUUUUCCUUGAGAGAGAGUGGACCGCCCAGGUGACAUGGAGCAAAUUACUAGAUGUCAUCGUCAAUGAAGUUGCCCAUUAAGCUAAUGUAGCAGGCAUAAAAACUUGCCAAUUAGCCAUAAGAAGGUGACGAGUAGAGAUGAAAAGUGGAAUCCCCACCCACUGACUUACUCAGAAGCGUUAGCGAAGUGCCUCACUUCAACCUGGUCUCAGAGCAUUUCGUAUUAUUCUGUAUGUAAAUCCGAAACCAUCAUUUAGUAUUCAAUGUUACGUUUGGCAUGGUAUGUAUUCAUUUUUUAAUGUCCAUCAUUCAUUUCAUAUGAUAUGGUACUAAUUGCAAUUUGUACAAAAUAUGUUACGAAUUUGCAAACCGUACAAUAUGUUAUGGUAGCUAGGUUAUGGUGGCUAGGUAUGAAAAAUGUAUGCACUUACUAACUGUAAGUCGCUCUGGAUAAGAGCGUCUGCUAAAUGACUAAAAUGUAAAUGUAGGUGGUUAACACUAACUAACGUUAGCAAGCUAGCCAGAAUUCUUAACAUAUCAUACGUUUUGCAAAUUCGUAACAUAUUGAACAUUUUGCAAAUGUAUUAUAUGUUUAAAAAAAUAUGAAUGGAAUGUCUCGGUGGACAUACAGAAUAAUACAACAUGCUUUGAGACCAGGUUGAACUAAGAUGUUUAUCUAUUUGAAAGGAUAAAAUAUUCAGUGUUCAGGCCAGGGAGAUAUUGACAGCAUAUGAAUUAGGCUAUUCUAAUAUUUGGCCAGUACUUAAUAGAGGAGAAUCCUAGCCGAUUUUGAGUGCUUGAGAGACUGUUUUACAACCGGAGUAUGCAGUAUUGGUUUUACCAACUGCACACCUGUAUCAACUGCCUGUCGGCCAUUUGCGGUUAUAUCAUACUAAUUUCAGUUUGCCGGAUUUACAUUUACUAUGUUACGUCUAGUCUAUAACACCAGGCUGCUCACUUACACAACCCUGCAUGCUAAAUGAGUUGUGUCACAGACUUUCAGUCAACCUAUUCACUAUAAACUUUUAAAGCGUUGUGUGCACAAACACCGUCAAAUAGUGUAGCGCUGCAUAAUGAUGGUGAGUUUUGGGCGGCAGGUAGCCUAGCGGUUAAGAGCCUUGGGCCAGUAGCCGAAAGGUAAUUAAUUGCUGGUUCGAAUCCCCGAGCUGAAUAGGUGAAAAAUCUGUUCAGCAAGGCGCUUAACCCUACUUGCUCCUGUAAGUCGCUCUGGAUAAGUGUGACGCUGAUCUAUGAUAAGUGCUUUCCUUAGGAGAGAACACGAGUAGGCAAAGGAUAAUGGUCUUUGUGAGGGGCGGUGAUGUUCUCCUGGGCUGCACUGACACUAAUGCUAAUGCUCACUUGCUCUUUUGGAGACGCUGCAUUGUUCUCUCAAGGCAGUAGUCUCCUAAAGGAUUUCCACAUCUAGUGGAUUCACAUAUUAAUGCAAUGCAAUCAACUGAAAGGAGUGGAUGUCACUCACUCUUAUGGCCUGAGGUGGGGAUAAGAACCAAACGUUUCAGAGUAGACAUUGGAUUGGUUUAGAGUUGACAUUGGGUACAUUCCACAUCCCUCUUUUGUCUGUGUGAAUUGACUCCCUCCCUUGGGCUGGUCUGAAUCUGUGUGGAGCAGUCAGAGAUCCUAUUAAAUUACUUAUACUGAACAAAAAUAUAAACUUAACAUGUGAAGUGUUGGUCCCAAGAAAUAAAAUACCCCCACAUUUUUCCACACGCACAAAAAACGUAUUUCUCACAGUGUGCACACAUUUGUUUACAUCCCUGUUAGUGAGUAUUUUUCCUUUGCCAAGAUAAUCCAUCCACCUGACAGGUGUGGAAUAUCAAGAAGAUGAUUAAACAUGAUCAUUACACAGGUGCACCUUGUGCUGGGGACAAUAGAAGGCCACUCUAAAAUGUGCAGUUUUGUCACACAACACAAUGCCACAGAUGUCUCAAGUUUUAAUCAAGGAUCUCUCUGUACUUUGCUCCGUUCAUCUUUCCUGCGAUCCUGAUUAGUCUUCCAGUCAUGCUUCACUGUAGGGAUGGUGCCAGGUUUCCUCCAGACGUGAAGCUUGGCAUUCAGGCCAAAGAGUUCAAUCUUGGUUUCAUCAGACCAGAUAAUCUUGUUUCUCAUGGUCUGAGAGUCUUUAGGUGCCUUUUGGCAAACUCCAAGCAGGCUGUCAUGUGCCUUUUACUGAGGAGUGGCUUCCGUCUGGCCACUCUACCAUAAAGGUCUGAUUGGUGGAGUGCUGCAGAGAUGGUUGUCCUUCUGGAAGGUUCUCCCAUCUCAGCAGAGGAACUCUGGAGCUCUGUCAGAGUGACCAUCGGGUUCUUGGUCACCUCCCUGACCAAGGCCCUUCUCCCCCGAUUGCUCAGUUUGGCCGGGUGGCCAGCUCUAGGAAGAGUCUCGGUGGUUCCAAACUUCCAUUUAAGAAUGAUGGAGGCCACUGUGUUCUUGGACCUUCAAUGCUGCAAAAAAAUUUUGGGGCCCUUCCCCAGAUCUGUGCCUCUACACAAUCCUGUCUCAGAGCUCUAUGGACAAUUCAUUUGACCUCAUAGCUUGGUUUUUGCUCUGACAUGCACUGUCAACUAUGGGACCUUAUAUAGACAGGUGUGUGUGCCUUUCCAAAUAAUGUCCAAUCAAUUGAAUUUACCACAGGUGGACUCCAAUCAAGUUGUAGAAACAUCUCAAGGAUGAUCAAUAGAAACAGGAUGCACCUGAGCUCAAUUUCGAGUCUCAUUGCAAAGGGUCUGAAUACUUAUGUAAAUAAGGUAUUUCUGUUUUUUAUUUUUUAUAAAUGUGCAAAAAAUUCUAAAACCUGUUUUCACUUAUGGUGUAUUGUGGGUAGAUUGAUGAGGAAAAAAUUAAUUUAAUCCAUUUUAGAAUUAGGCUGUAACAAAAUGUGGAAAAAGUCAAGGGGUCUGAAUACUUUCCGAAUGCACUGUAGAUAACCAUAUCUGUGUAAUAACUGCAACUCUCUCUGUUUAUCUGCAGGGAGUUAAGAAGCCCUUUACUGAGGUCAUCAAAGCCAACAUCGGUGAUGCACAUGCCAUGGGCCAGAAACCAAUCACAUUUCUCAGACAGGUCUGUUAAUUGUUGUUCUAAACCUUUGGUACAUUUUAUAUCCAAGUGUCCCAUUAUUACAGAUGACUAUUUACUAAACAUUACUAGAUCUGCUUUGUUCCUGUCAGGUUGUAGCGCUGUGCGUGUACCCGGAUCUCCUAGAAGACGACAAGUUUCCAGAGGAUGCUAAAAACCGAGCACGGCGCAUCCUUCAGGCCUGUGGAGGGGGGAGUUUAGGUGAAACACCUAGUUCUAAUGUAGGCAAGCAGUGUGUACAUACUGUAUGACAAACAUUGGCUAAAUAUCCAUUGGACUUGUAAUUUUACUCCAGGUGCAUACAGUGCUAGUCCAGGCAUUGAGGUCAUACGACAGGAUGUGGCUAAAUUCAUUGAGAAGCGGGACGGUGGAAUUCCCAGUAACCCUGACAACAUCUAUCUCUCUACCGGGGCCAGUGAUGCCAUAGUGGUAAGAAUGAUGAUGACAACCGUACUUUAUUUUAAUUUCUGGUCAAUGGCAAUUGGAUCUACAGUACAUGAAUCUCCCCUUCCGUCCUUUCUACCUCCCUCACAUCUCCUCCCUCUGUCCUGUAGACCAUGCUGAAGUUGUUGACGUCAGGCGAGGGGAAGACCCGUACAGGGGUGAUGAUCUCCAUCCCUCAGUACCCCCUCUACUCCGCUGCUCUGGCUGAGCUGGCGGCUGUCCAGAUCAGCUACUACCUGGACGAGGACAAGUGCUGGAGCCUGGACGUCGAUGAGCUGAGGAGGACUGUGAAGGCAGCCAGGGAGCACUGUAACCCCCGCGCCCUCUGCAUUAUCAACCCUGGCAACCCCACAGGUACAGUACCAGUCAAAAGUUUGGACACACCUACUCAUUCAAGGGUUUUUCUUUAUUUUUACUAUUUUUGACAUUGUAGAAUAAUAGUGAAGACAUCAAAACGAUGAAAUAACACGUAUGGAAUCAUGUAGUAACCACAAAAGUGUUAAACAAAUCAAAAUAUGUUUUAUAUUUGAGAUUCUUUAAAUAGCCACCUUUUGCCUUGAUGACACCUUUGCACACUCUUGGCAUUCUUUCAACCAGCUUCACCUGGAAUGCUUUUCCAACAGUCUUGAAGGAGUUCCCACAUAUGCUGAGCACUUGUUGGCUGCUUUUCUUUCACUCUGUGGUCCGACUCAUCCAAUCUCAUUUUGGUUGGGGGAUUGUGGAGGCCAGGUCAUCUGAUGCAGCACUCCAUCACUCUCAUUCUUGGUAAAAUAGCCCUUACACAGCCUGGAGGUGUGUUGGGUCAUUGUCCUGUUGAAAAACAAAUGAUAGUCCCACUAAGCCCAAACCAGGCGGGAUGGCGUAUCGCUGCAGAAUGCUGUGGUAGGCAUGCUGGUUAAGUGUGCCUUGAAUUCUAAAUAAAUCAGUGUCACCAGCAAAGCACCCCCACACCAUAACACCUCCUCCUCCAUGCUUUACGGUGGGAACUACACAUGCGGAGAUCAUCCGUUCAUCCACACCGCGUCUCACAAAGAUACGGCGGUUGGAACCACAAAUCUCCAAUUUGGACUCCAGACCAAAGGACAAAUUUCCACCGGUCUAAUGUCCAUUGCUUGUGUUUCUUGGCCCAAGCAGGUCUCUUCUUCUUAUUGGUGUCCUUUAGUAGUGGUUUCUUUGCAGCAAUUCGACCAUGAAGGCCUGAUUCACACAGUCUCCUCUGAACAGUUAAUGUUGAGAUAUGUCUGUUACUUGAACUCUGAAGCAUUUAUUUGGGCUGCAAUUUCUGAGGCUGGUAACUCUUAUGAACUUAUCCUCUGCAGCAGAGGUAACUCUGGGUCUUCCGUUCCAGUGACGGUCCUCAUGAGAGCCAGUUUCAUCAUAGCGAUUUUACGACUGCACUAGAAGAAACUUUCAAAGUUCUUGACAUUUGCGUAUUGACUGACCUUCAUGUCUUAAAGUAAUGAUGGACUGUCGUUUCUCUUUGCUUAUUUGAGCUGUUCUUGCCAUAAUACGGACUUCGUCUUUUACCAAAUAGGGCUAUCUUCUGUAUACCCCCCCUACCUUGUCACAACACAAAUGAUUGGCUCAAACGCAUUGAGAAGGAAAUAAAUUACACAAAUUAACUUUUAAGAAGGCACACCUGUUAAUUGAAAUGCAUUCCAGGUGACUACCUCAUGAAGCUGGUUGAGAGAAUGCCAAGAGUGUGCAAAGCUGUCAUCAAGGCAAAGGGUGGCUAUUUGAAGAAUCUCAAAUAUAAAAUAUUUUGAUUAGUUUAAGACUUUUUUUUGGUUACUACAUGAUUCCAUAUGUGUUAUUUCAUCGUUUUGAUUUCUUCACUAUUAUUCUACAAUGUAAAAAUAAAAACCCUUGAAUGAGUAGGUGUGUCUAAACUUUUGACUGGUAGCGUAUGUGGACAACUUUCCGUUCCAAAACAUUAGUGAUCUGUAAGUCCUUUUUAAUUAAUCUCUUCUGAUUAGUGGACUCCCUUCACUGUGAUAGGUCAAGUCCAGAGCAAGCAGUGCAUUGAAGAUGUGAUCCGAUUUGUUGCUGAGGAGCACCUUUUCCUGAUGGCUGAUGAGGUAAUUUAGUAAUAAUACAAUCUCUUCUUCCUGAUUUGACCCUUUCUCCCCCUUCUCUAAGGUGUUUCUUCUAGACUAGUUACUCAAUAUGUAUGACUCCCUCCCUCUGUGCCUGCUAGGUUUACCAGGAUAAUGUGUACGCGGAGGGUUGCCAGUUCCACUCCUUUAAGAAGGUUCUGUUUGAGAUGGGAUCAGAGUACUCCAGUGUUGUAGAGCUGGCCUCCUUCCAUUCCACCUCCAAAUGCUACAUGGGAGAGUAAGUCUGUAGCUACACACCCACACAUUCUCACAGAUGGUGACUGACUGCACUACUUGGCUCUUUUAGAAAAAACUAACUUUUGAUACCAUAUUGAUGUGUGUGUGUGUCCCUGACUGUCCUGCAGGUGUGGUUUCAGGGGAGGGUACAUGGAGGUGAUUAACAUGGACCCUGAGGUGAAGUUGCAGCUGACAAAGCUGGUGUCUGUGCGGCUGUGCCCCCCCAUCCCUGGGCAGGCCCUGCUGGACCUGGUAGUCAACCCCCCUCAGGCUGACGAGCCUUCCUAUGCCACAUUCAUCAAGGUCAGCAUACACAUGAAGUGGAUGUCCAGUUAUGAUUCAGCCCUAAAUGUCGAAUAAAGCUUAUUACAGCAUAACAAGUACUGUUCAGUUUUUUAUUUGUGUAUAUACUUUGUGUCACACCUUGUUGGUAUUAUCCUGACCUCUUUACAGGAGCGUACUGCCAACCUGCAUAUCCUGUCUGAGAAGGCCAAGAUGACAGAGCAGGUCCUUAACACGGUCCCAGGGAUCCACUGUAACCCUGUCCAGGGAGCCAUGUACACCUUCCCCCGCCUCACACUGCCAGAGAAAGCCAUCAACGCAGCCAAGGUCUCUUUCCCUCGCUCCCCAUUUCUCUCUCCAAUGUUAUUCAGCCCAUAUGCUCACUCCACCCUCUCUGUCGCUGUGUGUGUAGGAAAAGGAACAGGCUCCAGACAUGUUCUACUGUAUGAAACUGCUGGAGGAGACAGGCAUCUGUCUGGUCCCAGGGAGUGGCUUCGGACAGAGGGAUGGAACCUACCACUUCAGGUUAGACCUGUUCACUGCUACUGUACACUGUCAACGCCAGUGUUUAGUGACGGUUAAGGUUAGAUAAUAACACUGCCUCUUUCUUUCUGUAGGAUGACCAUCUUGCCUGCAACUGAAAAGCUGAAGAAUGUAUUGGAAAAGAUCAGGGAGUUUCAUAAGCGGUUCACAGAGGAGUUCUCAUAACCCCAAACUCCUCCCCCCUCCUCUACCUAGUCCAGUCUGUCACAGAAACCCACCCCUCCUCC